Messenger RNA from Camelus dromedarius (Arabian camel), 9531 nucleotides. It is a transcript of the gene KCNJ15, whose product is annotated as potassium inwardly rectifying channel subfamily J member 15. Gene Ontology annotation, molecular function: inward rectifier potassium channel activity. Gene Ontology annotation, biological process: potassium ion import across plasma membrane; regulation of monoatomic ion transmembrane transport. Bases 2481 to 3608 code for a protein of 375 amino acids. NCBI's taxonomy places the organism in Eukaryota, Metazoa, Chordata, Mammalia, Artiodactyla, Camelidae. Gene Ontology annotation, cellular component: plasma membrane. The record is from RefSeq and is a predicted model, not a curated record. The transcript is spliced from 4 exons.
AAAAGCCUGUGAUCCUUUUAAAACUGACUUAAAUCAUUCAAGACGUCCAAGCUUAUCUGGGGGAUUUACAAGUGCUGUUUGCCUGUGGAAAACGGGUUUUUACUUAAUGAUGGGGCAGGAAAAAAAAAAGGUGGGGGGCUUUAUUCGUGCCUGUAAAACAAUAUCCAGAUGUUGUCUUGUUUGCUGUGGGUGUAAGAGAUCUAGAUGGAGAGAAAGAAUUGCUCUGCCUUCUCUUUACAAGUGUUUUUCCUCCUAGUGUCUGUGAGAGCAAGUUUGUUAUUGAUUUUCAGUGAUUAUAUAGUUGGGGGGGGGGGUCGUCCUUCGGCACGUACUUCCCUGUCAGUGGAGAAAUCAGUUUAGGCUGGCGUCAGGCGAAACCUCACCAGAAUAUUUUAAAAUCUGUUACCUAUCCUUAUGAGAAAAAAGAGUUAUGUAAGUUUUCCGUGGUAGGUAUAAGGAAUGUAAACAAUUCUGACUUUGGAAACAUUAGGAACAUGGUUCCCAACCUAUGGAUAAUGGGUUUUAUACCCUGUGUAUAAUUUCAUGGGAGUCUAGACUGUUCUCAGCUAAUAAAUGUUAUACUGGGUGAAAUUUCCACGUUGUUCCUGUGAAGCUAGUUUUUUUUUUUUUUUUUUUUUUUUUUUUAAUCUCCUCUCUGCACUUCCGUGUUUAGCUGCCUGAAGGGCAUAAGAAUGUGUUGUUCAACAGAGGUCUCUUGACCUCAUGAUUUCUUUAAGUCACCAGUUAGGAAAAUUACAACCAAGGCAGCAUUCAACUUGGCAAAAUUAAAGACCAAAAUUUGUCCCAUUUCAUUCACACAUUUCAGUUUAUCUCUUCUGAUCAGAAGAUAUCUUAAUCUUCCUUUUUUGUUUUUACCUUAAAGGAAGGAUUUUGAAAAAAAAAAUCACAAGUGAUUCUUAAAGUUCCUUUUCUGAAACCUCAGAAUCACACACACACACAAUUGUCAAUCCCAGAUCCUACCCCUUUUUUUCCUUCUCUCAUAAACAUUUAAACAAAUACGUAAUGAUCAACAAUAGCCUUAGGUAAUAAGUUCUCUCAAUUUAAAAUUGUCCUAAAAAUCCAAAGAGUCAAAUACAGAGACCGUGUGUUUUGAAAUGCCAUCAUUUUAUGAAAGCUAAGUAUCAGGAGAUUUCUGCUCGAACAAGUAAGCUCUUACCUUACACACAGCUCCCCUUGGCGCUUGUACUUUUUAGCCAUUUUCCUCCUUCCCUAGUCAUCAGUAUAAUAAAUGACCACGCAGGGGGCAACCCAGAGGUUGUAAGACAAGUCUCCGCAAAAGUUUGGAAGGCAGAAAAGCGUCACCAAGUCGCCAGUAGCCGGAUCUCAGAAAUGCUAAGCAAGUAACGGAGCUGACAGGUCCUCACCGAGUUAAGUAAAUGCACAAGGAGUUUGGAGGGGUUAGAGAAGGAGACAGCUGAUUUGUGUGAUUCUGGUUGCUUAAGGAAAACACAUUUUUAAAAAUCCCUCCCACCCUCUCAGCACUCCUUCCUCCCACCAACAGUUGUGGUCGUUUUACAGAAAGAGCUGUUUCCCCAACUUCCCCUCCCCACACUUCCAGCCGGUGCAGACAGCCCGUGUUUGGGGGGGGGGGAGACCCGAGGCUCCCCGCUGCCAGCAGCCCCGGGGAGCCAACAAAAGCAGGUCCGCUGGCUCCCUGCACUCUCUUGCUCUGCCUUAGCGUGGGAGAAACCAUGGAAGGGCUGAACUUUCUUGUUUUGGGAUGUGCCUGUGUAAUUAUACACCUGAACGACAGCAUGCUUCAUACAAGAAGAACCACCAAUGUGUGGCUUUAGGCACCAAAUAGAGGCAAACUUUUUCAGGCCGAAUCACUCAAUGUCAAGCACCUGACACCUUUCCUGCCGCACCUCCUCUCAUGUCAGAGACAUGGGGCGGCCCACCAACGUCCUUCCUCCCACUGCUUCAGGGUCCAGAGCUGAUGGUCGAGUAUUUCUUUGGCUGGUGGACACAGCAGAAUCUUAGAACCGGCACAAGAGUCCCCAGGGUCAGCCGUGAGCGUGGCAGAGUUGCCGAGGACUGCUGGAGGCACUACAGAGGAGGUAAUAUUCAACCUGACCUUUGAAGCAAGAGGGAGUUCACGGAGCAGCAAAGCUCAGGACGAGCCCCUGAGGAAGGAGCUGCUGCCCAUUCAUGGAGCCAAGGACGCGUUGAGCUGUCGGGAAAGGGCAAGUUCACACCCAGACCAAGUCCUGCAGGCACCAAGAUGAAGAGGGAGUCAGAGCCAGGGCUUAGGAGAGCCUGUUGCUUUGCAAAGGUGUUUGGGAUUUAUCCCGUCAGCCGUGGAGGCUGCUGGAGGAUUUGUGAACUGUCCGAAUUACUACCCUUUAGAUGAGCAGUAGCAGAGUCCCAGGGUAGCCAGGCGGGUGAAGGGGAGCGAGGACGUCCCACUUGCCUUGAAGAAGACGCCACCUGACCUGCUGAGUGGUCCCAGGAGUCCGACAAUGGAAGCCAUCCAUGUUGGCAUGUCCAGUCCUCCCCUGGUGAAGCCCACGAUGGGAGCUGGCCUCAAGACCAGCAGACCCCGAGUCAUGUCCAAGAGUGGACACAGCAACGUGCGAAUUGACAAAGUGGAUGGCAUAUACUUGCUUUACCUCCAAGACCUGUGGACCACUGUCAUUGACAUGAAGUGGAGAUACAAGCUCACCCUGUUUGCUGCCACCUUCGUGAUGACCUGGUUCCUUUUUGGAGUGAUCUACUAUGCCAUCGCCUUCAUUCAUGGGGACCUAGAGCCCAGUGGGCACUCUUCAAACCGCACCCCCUGCAUCAUGAAAGUGGACUCCCUCACGGGGGCAUUCCUCUUUUCACUGGAAUCCCAGACGACCAUCGGCUACGGCGUCCGCUCCAUCACGGAGGAAUGCCCUCAUGCCAUCUUCCUGCUGGUGGCUCAGCUGGUCAUCACGACCUUGAUUGAGAUCUUCAUCACGGGCACCUUCCUGGCCAAAAUCGCGAGACCCAAGAAGCGGGCGGAGACCAUCAAGUUCAGCCACUGCGCUGUCAUCACCAAGCACAAUGGGAAGCUGUGCUUGGUGAUCCAGGUGGCCAACAUGAGGAAGAGCCUCCUGAUUCAGUGCCAGCUCUCGGGCAAGCUCCUGCAGACCCACGUCACCAAGGAGGGCGAGCGGAUCCUCCUCAACCAGGCCACCGUCAAAUUCCACGUGGACUCCUCUUCCGAGAGCCCCUUCCUCAUCUUGCCCAUGACCUUCUACCACGUGCUGGAUGAGACCAGCCCCCUGAGGGACCUCACCCCCCAGAACCUCAAGGAGAAGGAGUUUGAGCUUGUGGUCCUUCUCAACGCCACCGUGGAGUCCACCAGCGCCGUCUGCCAGAGCCGCACAUCUUACAUCCCGGAGGAGAUCUACUGGGGCUUUGAGUUUGUGCCUGUGGUUUCUCUCUCCAAAAACGGCAAGUACGUGGCUGACUUCAGUCAGUUUGAACAGAUCCGGAAGAGCUCAAAUUGCAUCUCUUACUGUGCAGAUUCUGAGAAGCAGAAACUUGAGGAGAAGUACAGGCAGGAAGAUCAGAGGGAAAGGGAACUGAGGACUCUUUUGCUGCAGCAGAGCAAUGUCUGAUGGCAGUGAUGUCCCCUCAGCUUAACUCCAGGCUGCUUCCAUGUCUGGGCUCCCUGCAAAAGCAAAAGUCACCUCAAAAAGGAAAAUGUGUGGACAUGCUCUGAAAAACUGUGCAGACGUACAGACCUUUUCCUUUGAUCUGGAGGGAAAACAAGCAUUUCCACGUCUGAGAGGGUUCCUUUCUUUUUAACGCUUUGUCUGAAACCAACUCCCCAAAUUCAAAUUUUCUAAAAUGGGGCUGCCUCCCAAAGAACUCAGUGGAAGGCAAUUGAAACAAUGUCCUGCUGGGUGGAUAGAACUUUCUCAAGGCUGAUAUGGAAAGGAAAGGCAUUUCUAUAUAAAGUACAAGGUAUUUAUUCAUUCUAAGUAUCAAAGAUGUUCCAGCCGAGAGGUGAAAUGUGGUUCAGUAUCCACUUAUAUCUUUGUUUCAAAACAAACCCUUUUUUUUAAGCAGCGAAAAUGUGAUUUAUAAUGGAGGCUAUCUGAUAAUACAUACAAAGGGGCAGACGGACUCUGCACCCACAACAUAUAAUAAUUCCAUUUUUACCUUUUUCAGUGACUUUAAUUACACAGAGUGAAAUUGAUUGAAUCAGGAAUUAACAGUUAUGAAAACACGUGCAAAUGGAGCUGAUGUGAUGGCUCACACUCAUGCUUUUGUUGGAAUAUACUAGACUCUUCCUUUUCAAACUGCGGUUCGCAGACCAGCAGCAUCAGCACCAUUCAGGAGUUUAUUAGGCACUUAGCCCCACCCGGACUUGGGGAAUCAGGCUCUGCAUCUUAACAAGACCCCUAAGUGAUUCAUGUAAAAAUGGAAGUUUGAAAAUCUCUACUCUGGACAAUGUUUUCAAAGUAACUUUCUGAAGCCAGGGGACUCUGGACGGACCUGUCCUUUCUCCAGUUCAUUAUCAUGGGUCAAUAUUCCUUUCAGCCAUUCAUUCUUUAUCCAUUAGAAUACCUUGUCCACAAAGGAGCUGCCACAGACAUUCCAAGAACAAAAUAAUGCUCUUGGGAGUAAUGGCUGUCCCUCUCAUGCUAAGUACAUGUUUGUUGAUUACAGGAGAGAAAAGUUAAGCUGCAUAACAGUCAGAAAUUUGCUCAUAUGUGAAAGCUCAUAUGGUUGGUCGGGGCCGUGAGGAACAAGAGGAGCUGAGGAUAAGGAAUUGAAAUGCAGAGGACUCUUUGAAGCGUGAACAAAAUUUCAUAAUCUGAUAUCAUGUAAAAGAUGCCCUCAGUAUUUAAAUAAAUCUCUUACAACUCCGUGUUAACAGAGGUAACAUUUUGCCUUUGGUUGAAUUUAGGGGCCAGACACCCAGCAUUUCUUUGGGAAAGAGAAUACAUGGGAUGGAUUGGCUAAAGGUGCAAAAGAUGAGUUUUCGUUUCAUUCAAACCAGGACAGAUCUGUGUAUUCACUCCAGAAGAACGGGAAGUAAGUGCGUAGGCACCACGCAGAGGUACCCGUGAGCCCACAAAUGUGUACCUACAGACCUGCACACAAACCCCCACACAGAGGGAUGCGUGCCCUGGCUCUUCAACCCGAAUGACGGAAACAUCCAUGAAGACCUUUGUGAUUAACAGAGCGAGUCCUCAACAAGUUUGCUUACUAUAUUUUGUUCUACAAGAACCGGAACACCGGGACUCAGAGAAGAAGGGGCAAGGAAUCUGGAUUCCGAUUAUCAGUGAAAUGAUGCUCUGCAUUACAGCACAUCUGGUCACAUCAUGAUGUUAACAUGUUUUCAAGUGUCCUUCCACUAACAGAAAAUGUGGCUAAGACCUCUGACCUGGUACUGAACAUUUAAUGCAGGUGUAAGAAUAAUGGGGGUUAAGUUGUAAAGGUUUAAAGAAACAAUCUCAAUGCACAAGAGGUUAUUAUCUUUAAUUAUUCAGGAAGGUUUUUAUUUUCUAUUGAUGAUUUUAUGGCAGAUUGUUUUAGAUCUUCAUUCUCUUAAAAAAUCAAAUUAGUGUAGAUAGAUAUUAGUUCUUUUAGUUAUUAAACCUUUUUUUUUAUUGUAUAAUAUGAUAGGAAAAUAAUGCCACAGGCAUGUUUACAGUUUUUCUGUUGCACAACUAAAUUUUUUUUCACAAUAUUUAGAGGUGUGCUGAUUUGACUGUGAUCAAGCUUAGGAAUCUUGCAUUCUUGUAUAUCGUGCAAAGAUGUAGCAUAAGAUUGAGAAAUCUUUUUGUGUGUUGAUUUAGCGUAUUUAUUUUGGCCAAAUUUGGAAGACUUGAUCAUCUGAUCUCUUGCACUACACACAAAAUAAAUAUGCAGUGCCUUAAAAUCCAAUAUUUGUACAGGUCAUUAAAUCAUAUUAUAACACAAUAUUCAAUAAAUAGCUCAAAAGUUAUGUCCAGUUUGAAAAUAGCAUUUUCCAGGCACACUUACUUAUUAUUACUUUGUACAAAAUCCUCUUGUGUUAAUGUGCUAACAAAAGGAUUCAGGUGGCAGAAUUAUUUGAUUAUAUUUGGACAUGACUCUGACUGAAACAGAUUCAUGCUUAACACCCAACUAAGAAUUGUCAAACUAACAGGGUGUUUUGACCCCCAAAAAAGUUUUUGUUUGCAUUUUGUAGCAUUUCCAGUGCAUCAGAUCUCAGUGAGACCAUUUGAAAAUGUUGUGUUCUAUUUGAGAAAUCACAAAAAGCAGCAAGCAAAUCAGUAUAAUCUGCAAGCCGUGUUUUAUUUCAAUAAUAAAAUAUAUUGUAAUUACUUGGUACCCAGCAGCCAAUGGCCCCAGACAGCAUAGCAAAUAUUUACUCGUUGACAGUCACAAGCCGUCUUUGGUUAGUGGACCAGGUAUUUAAAUGAAUUUAAACAUUCGUUUUAUUUUUCUUUAAAUCAAGCUUUCAAUUUUAAUUGACUGAUUUCAAUCCCAUCAAAAUGUAAUUAAGACAUAUAAAAAGGAUAUAUGCACAACUGAAUCACUAUUCUGUGCACCAGAAAUUAAUACAGCAUUGUGAACUAACUACAUUUCCAUAAAAAAAAAUGUUAAGACAUAUGAAAAACGACACCUGCUCCAGUAUGAAUCUUUCUCCCUUGCUUAGAUCCUCAGUACUCAUACGCCAUCUGGAGAAAGAAGAAAAGAGAAAAGCAAAGCUAGGAAGACACGAGGCCUUUGCAUGGUAGCUCCUUUGCAAGGAUCCCCCUCAUCCUUGGGCUUGGUUCUAUAUUUGGUCACUGUGGUCAAAGGGUCAGACAUCCAACCAUUUGCAUAAAGAAACCUUUUAGUCUCUCAGUCUGGACUUUUCUUCUUGCUAGAUUUUAUCAGGGAAAUAUUUGAAAUGACUAGUUUUGAAUGCAAGUUAUUUUAUCAUAGUUUUCUGGGAUGGGAUUUUCUUCUAAAUGAAAGGGAUUAGCAUUUCAAGUCUUGAUUUCCACGUUCCGUAGUGUGUACUCCACUUCCAGCAUUCGACUUUGCAUAGGCUUAAGGUGCACUUAAGUUUUUUUCCGCUGGGAAGACUUACUCUUGAAGGUCUAAACCUUAACACUUCCCUUCUAACUGAUUGAGUACAUACAUUUUGCCUUUUGUGAAUUUCAGUUUAUCUUUAAUCAGAAUGAUCUACCAACUGGUCCUUGGGUCUGUGAACAGUAAUGAAUAGAUUUGCUCUCAGAGUAAGCUGCUUUAUGAACAGAGUUCAAAUCUCCAGGGUGAGAAUUUGCAAUGAAACAGUAUAAUUAGAAUUUAAUUGGAAUUUUAAAGAAUAAAGGAUUUACUUAACUUCUUGAGGCAUUAGUGUUUGUCAGUAGAUUUUGUUUUUAUUGUUGUGUUGUUUUGAUUUUCUAAAAGAAAUCUGAAACAAAGUCUUUAUCUUCAGAGUAAGGAAGGCAGUGAGAAAUGUGUAAAAAAUAAAAACUAAUAGUUGGUCAACUAGACUUCCACAUAAGAAGACUUCUGUUAGUGGAAAAGAAUUUCUUUGCAGGGGAGAAUUUGGUCAUUCGUUCUUGCAUUACAACAGAUUGUGUCAACGUUUUCUUCUGGAUUCCAGGAGUAGCCAUUUUCCUAGCCUUUAAGAAACACUGAUGGGUUUUGUCCAGCUUUUUCCCCAAGUUCUUCACCUAGCCACUUAAUGAAAAAUAAACAGGAGGUAGAAAUAAAGCUCUACCCAUUUGAUUUCAUCUUCAUCCUCUGUCAGUUCUCCUGUUAGGCUCUGUUUCCUUGCAACUUGACAUAUGGUUGGUUGACUGUUCAUCUUCUUUGCUGCCCACUCUGUCAAGUCAUGUAAAUCCUGCGGGUUAAAAAUAAUCAACCCGAAUUAAUAAUUUGUGAACAUUUAGAUGCCUAAAAACUGGGGACAGGAAUUCUUAUUUUUCAUUUAGUAUGUUACUAGUGCGUAAAAAGAAAAGACGAAGAAAGAGCUGUUGAUUGGAGUUGAUAAUUAAUUCCUAAUAAAAUCACAAGAAUUGGCUGUAGAAGUCGAAGGGCCCAACGGACAUGAGUAUAAAUGCCAAAGAUGUCACAAAGGGAGGUAAAGGCCGUAAAUCUAGUACAAGUAAAUUUCAGCCAAAUGCAGGGAACUUUGGUACAUUUUGUGCAGCCUGGAGCAGCGACCUCUUUGAGCCUGUCCUUCAUGGAAAGGUUGCAGCUCCAAGUCUUCCUCUACAUGGUGCACAGAAGCCCUGAUUCCCAACCCGUUAGAGAAUCAGGCCAGUGGUUUUGUAUUCCUAACCAGCGCUGGAUGGGCAAAACCAAAGAUGAAGGCAUCAACCUAAAAGUCCAUCACCAAGUUUUUUUGUUUAGCAGCUCACAUCUUAUGAGAUAGUACUUAACUAUGAUCUUUAUUCAAGGCCAAAAUCUUAUCUAGUAUCCAUGCCUUUCCACCCACAUAAGAUGUCCAAUUUCAUCCCUCAAAAAUAUUCAAGUUAAAGGUAGAAACCACCUAAGAUUAGACUCCAAUGGAGCUACUACAAUAGAUUACACAGUACCUAUUCUCUUAAAAAAAAAAUCAGAAGUUAAUUCUGAGCUAAUAAAUGUGAGCUCUUGGCUUAUUAUUCUUAUUAUUGCAAAUGUCCUUAAUAUUCCUGAAAAAGUAAAGAGCUUCCAAGAAUGUGAUUGGAGGGGAGUUCAAAGGAAUGAUUGUUUUUCAUUUACUCUAAUUUAACCAUAUUCUUUCAUCUGCAAUCAAAUCUUAAGACUAAGGAUGUUGUAUUAAAGCAAAUCAUUGCAGGAAGUAUGACUGUAUCAGGGACUUUUUACAAAAACAAACUUCCAGAUCAUGAGAGGAAGCUGUGUUUGUGUGCUGACACAGAGUAUUAAACAGCCAUCAGGAGAGGAAGGCUGUCAUCAGGAUGACAGCCAACUUGGAUCUAUUUUUGAAGAAUUAUUUCUGCAGGGUGUCAUGGAAUUGUAAGUUACAAAAAAGAAUGCUUUAGUAAACAGUCAUCUCCAUUCCAAAAGGACCCGCUCCAAAAUACGACUUAAUGAAAUUCACAGGAAUGUUAUGAAGGUGGAAAUCCCACGUGACAUGCAGAUUUUACGAGCAAAUAGUCCCACUACUUGUAAGUCCUGGCGGUGUGCGUUUACCAAAAUCUCCAUCACACUUCACUCCCUUGCUAUAUAUAGCACUCCAUCUGAUCACUAAACCAUGCUACCAGAUGCGUGUUCUUGUUUUCCUCCAAUUUUUAAACUAGUCUUCAGCCUAAAUUUGCUUUAGCAUAAUAGUGACGUGUUUCUUAAGGUUGAGCUACUCUUUGGGACAUAUUAGAAAUCUCAGACUAACCAAUAUGUGUGUACCCCGUCACUGCUGAGCCCCGUCAUGCUCUGACAACUCAGCUUUAAAUAUGUACUUUUACAAUCUACAGAUUCAUACCUCUGUUUGUCAAACCGUUUCCUGUUUUUAUUGUAUCUCCAUCAUCUUUUCUUUAUAUAUAUACAUGGAAUCACUCUAAUCUGUGAAAUGACAGCAAAUACAAUAAAGCCAAUUUUAUAGUC